This is a messenger RNA of Trichogramma pretiosum, 5434 nucleotides long. RefSeq names its product probable multidrug resistance-associated protein lethal(2)03659. The coding region runs from base 629 to 4747 and encodes 1372 amino acids. The record is from RefSeq and is a predicted model, not a curated record. NCBI's taxonomy places the organism in Eukaryota, Metazoa, Arthropoda, Insecta, Hymenoptera, Trichogrammatidae. Gene Ontology annotation, molecular function: ABC-type transporter activity; ATP hydrolysis activity; ATP binding. Gene Ontology annotation, biological process: transmembrane transport. Gene Ontology annotation, cellular component: membrane. The transcript is spliced from 12 exons.
UGUCUCGUGUGUUGUCAGACGCGCAUCAAUAUCGUCUGCGAUUGUUUUUCAGUGCAGUACAUAAGCUUGCGAGCUUCCGUAUAAUUGUCAACACGCGCGAAAUAAUCUAUUUUCGCCUCCGUCGCCUUUCGUACAUACAUACAAACACAUACGCACAACGCGUCUGUGUACAUCGCGCAAUAAAACAUAGUUAAAACUUGUUUGAUCAGUCUAAUACAGAGAAUGCUGCACGAUCGUAGCGCGAGGCACACUAUUAUACUGCCGCACAGUGAUAUUUGAUAAAAUAAGAGAAAAAAACGUGUUCGCGACUCUUCGUCGAUCAGUCGUCGCGGAGAGCACAUCGCCGCGAGCAAUUCAACGGGCCGCGCCAGUCGACGCGCAAGUAUACAUAGUAAUACAAUUGUUGCCGCCGAUUGCAAGCUACAAUAGUUGCUGGAAUUUGCGGCCGCAAGCAGAUGCAUCGCACGUGCCGAUCUACCAAGAACAUGUGGAAAUAGACCAGAGCGCUGAUAUACAAGAAGCUAAUUCCACUGCCAAGGUUGGUGCAGACUUUGAUUCUGGAGCCAAUUUCAUGUGUGUCGGGAGAAAAACACCUUGAUCGUGUACCUUCAUCGACUGGACCAUCGUCAUGGAUGCAACCGGUGCUAAUAAUCUGGCAAACCCGCGAGAAAAGGCAAAUCCUUUUUCAGUCGUCUUUUGGUGUUGGACGUUGCGGCUGUUCAAAAAAGGAUACACAAAAAUUCUAACCGUCGAGGAUCUUUACAACCCAUUGAAAAAGGAUCAUUCGACGUUACUCGGUGACAGAUUGGAAAAACAAUGGAACGUGGAACUGCAACAAGCGAAAAAGAGGAAGAAGCAGCCGAACCUCUUGAAAACGAUGUUUAUGGCGUUCAGGGCGGAGAUCUUCUUCAUGGGCUUUAUUCACGUGAUGCUCGAAUUUGUGUUCAGAAUGUGUACGCCGAUACUUCUGGGCUAUCUGCUCAAGUACUUCAGGCAGAAGCCCGAGACGACGACCGAGGAGGCCUUCAUGUUCGCCGGCGGCCUGACCGUGGCCAACUUCCUCACCAUCCUCUCGACCAAUCAUCUACUCUUCUUGGCCUACCAUCUGGGCGGGCGCAUUCGCAUCUCCGUUUGCUCCCUCGUCUACCGCAAGGCCCUCAAACUCAGCAAGACGGCCCUGGGCGAGACGGCGCCCGGCAAAAUCGUCAAUCUCGUCGCGAACGACGUCAAUCGCUUCGAGCUCGUCAUGAUAUUUCUGCACACCAUGUGGAGCGCACCCCUGUCCACCCUGAUAAUCGGUUACAUCCUGUACACUCAGGCCCAUUACGCCGCUCUCAUCGGUAUCGCCGUCGUGCUCACCGUCGUGCCCAUACAAAUCUAUACGGGCAAACUGUCGUCGAUCUAUCGGCUGCGAACGGCCAUUAAAACGGACGAGCGAGUCCGCCUCAUGGACGAGAUCAUCUCGGGCGUACAAGUAAUCAAGAUGUACGCCUGGGAGAAGCCUUUCUGCGCCCUGGUCGAGCUGGCCCGCCGCCUCGAGCUCAAGGUCGUGCGCAAGAGCUCGUACCUGCGCGGCCUCUUCAUGACCUUCUUUCUGUUCACGACUCGCAUGGCCCUCUACUGCACCAUCGUGUCGAGUAUCUACUUCAAAGAGAGCCUGACCACCGACAAGAUCUUCGUGUUCGCCUCCUUCUACAAUCUGCUCUCGAACUCGAUGUCGGCCAUGUUCGUGCGGGGCUUCGCCGAGCUCGCCGAGUGCAAAGUCUCCGUGUCGAGGAUACAAUCCUUCCUCAUGCUCGAGGAGUUCGAUCCGGAGAACGUGACCCACUCAGGGGCUGGUGCCGACGCUGCCGACUCCGCCAUGAGCCCCGUCGACGUCAAGUUCAUGGCCAAGGAUAAGGCGGAUAAGGGCGACGACGAAAAAUUGGCCAAAAGUACCUCGGAGAGCGUCCAAAUCGAGGACGACAGAUACGCCGUGACGAUGAAUCACGUCCAAGCCAAGUGGUAUCCGGAGAAGUCGGACAACACCCUCGACUCGAUCAAUCUGAAGCUGGAAAAGGGCAAGUUAUACGCCGUAAUCGGCAUGGUCGGCGCCGGCAAGAGCUCCCUACUGUCGGCCCUGCUGGGUGAGAUCAAGCUCGUCUCCGGCAAUGUCAAGGUCAAGGGUAAGAUCAGCUACGUGCCCCAGGACGCCUGGGUCUUCAAUUCGAGCGUCAGGCAGAACAUCCUCUUCGGCCAGGAGCUGGAUCUGCAGCGCUAUCAGAGGGUCGUCAAGGCCUGCUCGCUUUACAAGGACUUUCAUCAGUUCCCGGACGGCGAUCAGACCAUCGUGGGUGAGAGAGGCUGUUCUUUAUCGGGCGGUCAAAAGGCCAGGAUCAACCUGGCCAGGGCCGUCUACAGACAUGCGGACAUCUACCUGCUCGACGAUCCUCUGAGUGCCGUCGACGCUCACGUGGGCAAGCAUCUGUUCGACCAGUGCAUCAGGCGUCAUUUGAUGGGGAAAACUCGUAUCCUGGCGACGCACCAGUUGCAAUUCAUCAAAGACGUCGACGGCAUCAUACUGCUGGAUCAGGGCAAAAUUCAGUUCUACGAUGAUUAUCAUCAGCUGUUAAACGUCUAUCCCGAGUACAACAGUCUGAUCGCUUCGGAUAAUCCUGAAAAUCCGGACGAGUUCAACGUCGAGAAGGUCGAGCUGAGAAGACGAUUUUCUUCCACUGGAAGCAGAGGAGGAUCUCGGGUAUCGAUAUCGGAUGGCGGAGGCGACUCCGAGAGCGAGGACGUGAAGGACGAGGAGGCCAAGAAGUUCGGUGACACGAUCGAGGGCACGUCCAAGGGUAUGGUGAAGGGCAGCGUAUUCCUGCAGUACUUCCGCAUGGGCUCGAGCUUGUUCACCACCGGCCUCAUGGCCGCGUUGUUCAUCGUUACGCAGCUCUGCGUCAGCUUCAACGACUACAUGGUCCCCUACAUUACAUCGAUCGAAGAGGCGCGUCAGGAGCGCACGACGCAAAACGCGUCGAACAGCAGCUGGAGCCGGCCGGGAGACAGCUACGACGACGGCUACUACACGACCGAGUUCUACGUGUACGUCUACACGGGCCUCGUGCUGUCGAUCUUCGUGAUCGGCCUGUGUCGCUCAUUCGUCUAUUACGGCAUCUGCAUGCGGGCCAGCGAGCGACUGCACAAUCGGGCCUUCUACGCGCUCAUGCGCACCUGCAUGCGAUUCUUCGACACCAAUCCCAGCGGCCGGAUCAUCAAUCGCUUCUCCAAGGACACCACCGCGACGGACGAGCAUCUACCCAAGGCCAUGCUCGACGCCGGCCAAGUGCUCCUCUUCAUCGCCGGCGCCAUGAUUCUCACCUGUAUCGUCAACAAGAUCUUCCUCGUGCCGGCCGCGGUCAUAGCCCUGGUCUCCUGGUGGAUCAGACGGGUGUUUCUCAAGACCAGCAAGAACAUCAAGCGGCUCGAGGGAAUGACUCGAUCUCCAGUCUUCACUCAUCUGAGCGCCACCUUGAACGGCAUCUCGACCAUCAGGGCUUACCAAGCCCAAUCAAUCCUCAAGCUCGAGUUCGACAAGUUUCAGGACGUGCACACCUCGUCCUGGUACAUGUUCACGGCCACGAGCAUGGCCUACGCCUUCGCCCUGGACCUGUUCACCUUCAGCUUCGUCACCUUCAUCACGUUCAGCUUUUUGAUCUUCAAGGAGCAGUUCGACAGUGGCUCGGUCGGUCUAGCCAUCACCCAGAUGAUGUCGAUCGCCUCGCUCGUGCAGUGGGGCAUGCGCCAGAGCGCUGAGGUGACCAAUCAGAUGAUGUCGGUCGAGCGGAUACUCGAGUAUCUGCAGAUAGCGCCAGAGAAGAAUCUGCGCGAUCAGGGCCAGGCCUCGCAGAGCAAAAAGAGUAAAAACAAGCCCGUGCUGGCGAAGCUGCUCAAUGUGCCCGCCCAUUGGCCGAGCUCGGGUGCCGUCGAAUUCAGAAACGUCUACAUGCGUUACGCUCCAGAGGGCGAACCCGUUCUCAGAGAUUUGAGCUUUUACAUCAAAGCGUCGCAGAAGAUCGGUAUCGUCGGGAGAACCGGAGCGGGCAAGUCCUCGCUCAUCUCGGCAAUGUUUCGGUUAGCCGAGAUCGACGGUAUCAUCGAGAUCGACGGAGUCGAUACCGGCAACAUCGCCGUGGAGGACUUGAGAAGCCACAUAUCGAUCAUACCGCAGGAUCCGGUUCUCUUCUCGGGCACGCUGCGUCGCAAUCUCGAUCCGUUCGAGGAGUUCGAGGACGAGGCGCUGUGGCAGGCCCUCGAGCAGGUCGAGCUCAAAGAUUCCGUUGUGUCGACGGGCAACGGCCUGGACAGUCGCGUGCUCGACCGAGGCGCCAAUUUCAGCGUGGGUCAGCGUCAACUGGUUUGCUUGGCCCGGGCGAUAUUGAGGAAUAACAAGGUUCUGAUGCUGGAUGAAGCGACUGCCAACGUCGAUCCUCAGACCGAUGCCCUGAUUCAGACGACGAUCAGGACCAAAUUCGCCAAUUGCACCGUUUUAACGGUGGCUCAUCGGCUUAAUACUAUCAUCGACAGCGACAAAGUCUUGGUCAUGGAUAAAGGUCAAGUUGCUGAAUACGAUCAUCCUUACAAACUAUUGGAGAACAACGACAGCCAGUUCAAUUCACUGGUAAGAGAGACCGGCGACGCCAUGUACCAGCAGCUCUUCAAUCUUGCCAAACAAUGCUACGAGGAAAAGUAUCCCGAUCAGCAGCGAUGAUCUAAAAAAAAAAUAUUAUGUUCACUUAUGUGUAAAUACAAUUAUCAUAAUUUUCUGUUCAUUUAAAUGCGACGGGGUUAUAAUAUCGUCACUAUGUGACGACUUUACUUAAUUAUCAGUCGUUUAGCUCUAUAAGUAUUAUAAAUAAUUAUGCUGACGAUUGUCAAGCUGCGAUAGUAGCCGUUUGAAGCGCUGCGCGUCGAGGAGACGACUAUGCACUGCAGCUAUACACGACGUUCUUCUGUGUACUACCUCGUGAUAGACUCGAAUUAUACAUUCUUACAAAAGUUGACAUUAUUAUAUUUUUUAAGUAGCAUAUUAUAAUACAUAAGAGUAAAAAAAUUAAUAUUUUGUUAGCAAAAAACUUCUCGUAGUCACGAUUAUUGAAAUACUAGCGACCCCGUCGUGGCUUCGCCCACGUUCAAUUUUUUCAACAAAUUCGACUGCUUAAAAGAUCUUAAACAGGUCACGUCAAGUGCGUAGUAGGAAAUCUAUGAGUUGAGUUCACACACUUGUAAAACUCGAAUAGCGUAAUAGCACAUGUACACGUCAAAUACAAUGUAUUCCGAUUCACCGCGUGUAAAAAAAACAACUGCUUUCGGUCUUUUUUAUAACCAUUAACCGUGCAAGGGGCGAGCGAGCGCGCAAAGUGGUAAAAUACGAAAAAAAUUCUGAACUCAAAAAUAA